AUGGCUGUCGUUGGAAAUUUAACAAUUACGCAGUUACUGGUACUACAAAUGAAAGCUCAAGCAACGCUCAAAGAAGCCAUCAGAAAUGAGCGAUCGAAACGUUGGGAACAGGUCGUCAAAAACUACAUCGAUUUGUUGAAAUUACUGUCAAGAAAAAGGUUCCCGGAUGACUGGAAAUCACCUGGAUGGUACUCUCUUCUGAUGUACGAGACACAUUAUCAUCUAGGUCUGGCUUUUCAACGUCUUGAUCGUCACAAACGAGCUGUACACCACUAUACAAAAUCAAUCGAUGCAAUAUCUAUACCAAAGAACGGAUGUGCGGCAAAGUGCAAUUCCAACUCUUGUCUGAGUACCCCAGUAUUUGCCAAAAGGGCGUUCGGUAACGCAAAAAUCGGUGAAUUGAAAAGUUCAUUAAAAGACGCAGAGAAGACAGUUGUGUUAGACAGCAAGAACCCUGAUGGGUUCUGUAUCCGCGCAUUGGUUCACAGCACAAGGGGCGAACGUAAACUUGCACUCGGCGAUGUGGACGCAGCACUCCUGCUGAAUCCCAAUCACGCAUGCGCGCUGGUGAUCAGAGGCACUCUUGACAAAUCAGCGAUGGAGGAGGCUUCCGAUCAUGCAGGUGGGAAGCAGAAUUAUGUUCACCCAGAUCAUUUAAAGGCAUGUUUAGUGAAACCAGAUGCUCAGAACUAUUUGGACGUCGGCGACUUUAAACAUCCAAGAAUUCUAGACUUUUAUGACAGGUCGUUUGCUGUUGCCUGCGACUUCGACGUUAACAGUUUUGUAGUUUGUUCAAAACCUAACAUGGCGCACUACAUUGUUUUGUUUAUCCCAAAUGACGGCUCGCACGAUAGUGAUUUCUGUAUUCGUUAA
Saccoglossus kowalevskii is the source of this 873-nucleotide messenger RNA. RefSeq lists its product as uncharacterized. The record is from RefSeq and is a predicted model, not a curated record. NCBI's taxonomy places the organism in Eukaryota, Metazoa, Hemichordata, Enteropneusta, Harrimaniidae. Gene Ontology annotation, molecular function: protein binding.